This is a messenger RNA of Drosophila biarmipes, 1014 nucleotides long. It is a transcript of the gene Jhbp16, whose product is annotated as circadian clock-controlled protein daywake. NCBI's taxonomy places the organism in Eukaryota, Metazoa, Arthropoda, Insecta, Diptera, Drosophilidae. Bases 225 to 1007 code for a protein of 260 amino acids. The record is from RefSeq and is a predicted model, not a curated record. The transcript has 4 exons.
AUUCACGUCGCGUAUUCGGCUCAGCUAACUGUACGACUAAUAAUAUUCUCGGAUUUUAGCGCGCCUUUGCAUACGACUUCCAGAAUUUCAUAUUUGGCUAUAGCAUAUUCGGAACGAAAAGCCACAGAGGAGUGCCUGCAAAGCUCUGGAGCUCGCCAACUUUGCCGAACUAAGUAGCUGGCAAUUAACAGUCGCCAAACAGUGGCUGCCAAACCCCCGUCAGCAUGUCGCAACAGUGGCUCCCAAACUGUGCCAGGCACCUAGCUUACCUGGCGGGGAUCUUGCUGAUUGCCGCUCACCUGGCGCACGCCUCCAGCCAGAUCGAUGUGGAUGCAGAUCUCAAGCACACGCUGGGCCGUUGCCAAAAGGCAGACGAGGAUUUCAACGAGUGCAUGCGGCAGGUGUUCAACGAUCUGAGGGCCUACUUCACCACAGGUGUGCCCGACUACAACAUCAAGCCCUUUGACCCGCACCACUGUACCUACGUCGAGCUGCGGCGAGGUGACUCCCAUGGCCUGGGCAGCUUUCGGCUCAUCUUGCGCAAUGUCUCCGAGUUCGGGUGGGCGCGAUCCGAGGUGACCAAGUUCCAUGCCGAUCCCGAGGACAGGCGCAUCGUGUACGCCCAGUAUUUCCCGGAGAAAAGCCUGGAGGGCGAGUACGAGUUCGCCGCCAAGAUGCUGGGCACGGAUAUGAGCCGAAAAGGCCAUUGGAACCUCACCCUCUACGACUACAGUCAAACCACCAGCGUGCGACGCAUCGGGGACCCGGGCUCGCUCAUCAAGGUCCACGUCGAGGUGGAUCGCAUCGGCGGCAUGGAGCUGCACAUCGAGAAUCUGCUGCAGGGACAGCCACUGAACCAACUGGCCGAUGGCGUCAUCAACAGCAUGUGGCAGCUGGGCUUGCCGUUCAUCAAGCCCAUGAUAAACGAGCUGGUCAGCACGGCAUUCACGGACAUUUUCAACGAGUCCUUCCGCUACUUUCCGCUCGAGAAGUUCCUCGCCACGUGACCUCGUC